This is a messenger RNA of Marchantia polymorpha subsp. ruderalis, 1515 nucleotides long. The record is from the annotation of a GenBank genome assembly. NCBI's taxonomy places the organism in Eukaryota, Viridiplantae, Streptophyta, Marchantiopsida, Marchantiales, Marchantiaceae.
UUCUAUUAAUGGGCCAGGUUAGAUCUCGGUGGUCCAGAGUCUAUCCACAGAGAGCACUAGGCCUGAAUCGGAAGCAGACGACCAAUCGAAGGCGAUCGGGGGAACAAUUAUGAUCGGAGGCAGGAGGCUCGUUGUCUGAUUGUGGGAGCAGCGCUCGCGGUGAGAGUGAUGCAAUUCUGACCCCGGGCCUAGACCAGCAGACCUAAUGUUUUUGCGGGCAAAUCGCUCCGCUGGUGGUGACGACGCUAGUGCGAAGUUGAUAUCAGAGCUGCGCCUGCUGCCCUUCUUGAGGAGUGCAAGCGGAAACCUCGAAACGCGCAACCGAUCCCUGGUCAGCAGUCGGUCGUUCGUAGAUCUACGACGCGGCUGCGGUUGGGGCAAAGUGUGGAAUCUCUGGACCUCGAUGGGGCAGACCUUGGGAUCCAUGCUGCAAAACCUAUUCACCAUUCAGUCCGCGAGAAACUUACGUCUACUCAUGUUGGGCCUAGACGCUGCAGGUAAAACGACCAUUCUGUACAAAUUAAAGAUGGGGGAGAGAGUAGCCACGAUCCCCACGAUCGGCUUCAAUGUAGAGCAUCUGCAACAUGAGAACAAUGUCAGCUUCACUGUCUGGGACGUUGGCGGUCAGUCCAAGAUUCGUCAAUUAUGGUGUCACUACUUCCAUGAUGCCCAGGGGUUGAUUUUUGUGGUCGACAGCACGGAUCAUGACAGAAUGCGAGAAGCGUAUGAGGAGCUUCAGAGAUUGAUGGAGGAUCCCAUUCUAUCGGGUGUUAAGGUUCUCGUUCUAGCAAACAAAUGCGAUCUUCCCAAAGCCAUGUCCGUUAAGGAGAUCUCGGAAAAACUCGGUCUACAUCAUAUUCGACAGGAAUAUAAUAUCCAGGGCUGUUGUGCAAUCAGCGGAGAGGGACUGUUCGAAGGACUAGAUUGGUUAGCCACAGCACUCAAAGAGGUUCCCAGCUCAUCGCCCUGGGUUCAAUGAGAUCCAUGUCACUGACUUCUCAAGUUCUCAGGCCCAGCCGUAAGACUAGAUUGAAUUUUACUGCAGGCCAAGGUUCAGAACGAGUGUAGAAUUCCCAACACUGACAACGCCCAUGUUACACAGCGGAGACUUGCACUGCUCUGAACUCCUCGAGCUUCCGCACGGGAGACUGGCCGAGCAUCUGGCAUCUGCCCUCACUCUCCUCACAAACACCUUGCAGAUCACGCAAUCCGGAGCAGGGAUGAAGACCGCGUGAGCCGCAGGCAAUUGGCUGGAGAAGAAUGCUCCGGGUCUACUUUCCGAGGGAAAGAUUGAAACGAGCAGGUUUCAGAAAAUUGUGCACAGAGCUUCACCAUCGCACACCAUUACAAAUACAGAGCCUGUCGUAGUAUGCCGGCUUCCCCAUACAUAGCCCAUUGUAUUAUAAUCGACGCUCUGGGAUACAUUGUCCCCUUACAUAAAUGUAAAAUACGUCUUGUUUGCCAAAUGAAAUUCAACCCGAGACCUGUCUGUCGUUACUGACCAGACAAAUUUCA